Molecule: messenger RNA, 6081 nt
Organism: Cydia splendana
Lineage: Eukaryota; Metazoa; Arthropoda; Insecta; Lepidoptera; Tortricidae
Gene: PGAP1
Product: GPI inositol-deacylase
Exons: 17
Coding region: 155-3475 (1106 amino acids)
Biological process (GO): GPI anchor metabolic process; endoplasmic reticulum to Golgi vesicle-mediated transport
Cellular component (GO): endoplasmic reticulum
Molecular function (GO): phosphatidylinositol deacylase activity
Source: RefSeq, a predicted model, not a curated record
CGUCGAGCUUGCUGAGAUAAAAAUAAAAUGUUUCAAAGUCUCCAGUCACAUAUAACACAUAUUUGCGUUUGCAAACACUUCAUUUAAAUAAAAAUAGGUAGAUUUAAACACUAGUUUAGUGAUUUGUAGACGUUGCGUAAUUUAUAAAUUCAAAAUGAAGCUGUUACCAAUAAUUACUUCGAGUAUUUACCAAAUAAUUGCAUUGAUUUUCUUUAUUGCAUUUCUUUUGGGUGUGUUAAAUAUUCAUUUUAGUGACAAAAAGAAUUACUGCGAAAUGACUUACAUGUAUGAAUAUCCUCAAUUCGUGAAAAUAACUUUGGAUGAAAACAAAGAGUUUCCGCAAUAUGGUCUCUACGCUUAUAGCGAAGGGAGAUACACGGAACGCGCUAGAAAAAUGUGGUUUGAUGGUAUCCCGGUAUUAUAUUUGCCUGGUAACUCUGGGAGUCACAUGCAAGCUCGCUCUCUGGCCUCCGUAGCACUGAGGAUGGCUUUGUCUAGAGGAUAUGAAUUCCAUUUUGACUAUUUUACUAUUAGUUAUAAUGAAGAGUUAUCCGGUCUUUACGGAGGUGUGUUACAAAGGCAGACCAAGUUUGCCGCGGCCUGCAUCUCCAAAAUACUGAGCCUCUACAAGCCUAACAAGUAUACUAAGUCUGUGCCUACGUCAGUCAUUGUGAUUGGUCAUUCAAUGGGCGGCCUCAUAGCCAAGCGUCUCCUCGCCUACCCGAGCACUAUCUCAACAACUAACAUCUCCAUCGCUCUAGCAGCACCUUUAGCAGCCCCCGCCAUCAACUUUGACUGGGACAUGGAUAGCUUCUAUUCAGCCAUGGAGACAGAGUGGGAGAGAAUAAACAGUGAUAUGAAUGUGAAAGAGACAAAGAUGUUGAUUAGCUUUGGCAGUGGUGCGAGGGAUUUGUUGAUACCCGCUGGGCUGACGGCGAGUAAUGAUAGUGAUGUUAAUGCUUUGACAACAUCUAUCCCAGGCGUAUGGAUUUCCACUGAACACGUGACUAUAGUCUGGUGCAGGCAGCUUGUUAUAACCAUCAAUAAGUUCCUAUUCUCUAUUGUGGACCCGGUGACAGAGCAACUAGUACCCGAUAAGAACGUGCAGAUGGCUCGGGCUAGACAGUAUUUUGUGGCCAACCGAUCGAUGUUUUUAAAUCCUGACGUGGUACAACCUAACGCAACGAUGCUGGCAGAUGCAUUCUGGUACGAAGACAAUAGGAGGACAUACCAGAUAUCACGGCCGGAGAUUGACAAAAUGACGUAUCUGAUGAUACGACUAGUGAGCUUCCCACAGAACCGGUUUGUCGUCAUCGAAUCUGUCAACUUAGACGACAAGGACUGGAUAUUUGGAUGCAACGCGCAGUACGCGUAUAACUCGUAUAGAUAUUGCAAACAAGGCACAUCCCUAUCAGAGCUCAGUCGCUGGACUGGUGCGGACACCAAUUUUGGCAAGCGGAAACUCGCCACAAUACAUCUCCACGAUUUGAUCGAGAAGCACCCUGAUUGGUCGCACGUCGUCGUCAAAGUAUCGCCUACUAGGAGGCCGGUAACCCUAAACGUAGACAUCAAUGACCACGCCUCCCGCCAACUAACCGUCGACGUGCCCUCCCACUUCUCCCUCACACGCACCGUUAUAAAGCAGGAGACCGAACCCCACAGCCUGUACUACGAGUUACUACUGCCUGGUUUUAAUGCUAUAUGGCAGGCUUACUUAUUAUAUGUAGAACCCAUUGGAUGCAAAGCGGAAUACCACGUUUCUGCUGAGAUGCAAGUGCCUUGGGCCGAGAAUCAGGAAUACUACCAUUAUUUCACGCAUCUAAAGAAAUCUCCAAUGAAACUACGUUUAUACAAAACCCAUCCAAAUGUGACUCGAGGGCAGGACACGACGGACCAUGUCAAAGUUGUGUUACUAUUGGACCCGCAGUGCAAGUAUACUAUUAGCAUCGCGUCCUCCUGGUACCACGUGCUAGCCCAGUCCGUCCGUGCCUUCACCCCGGUACUAAUAACAUAUGUCGGCGGCGCCGUCUUACUUAUAGCUAAAAGUGUGCUUAUGAGUUUACAUGGUGUGGGCACGUGUUUGUCUAUACAUGGGGCGUUGAGGAGUGAUGACUUGAAGCCAUACGCCCCUCUAGUAUUUGUAAGGGUGCUUAUUACUCUGUUGAUGGCAUUCCCCAUCAGCAGUUACCUUCUUGACAACGCCAGCGCCCACAACUACGAGAUGCACUACUUCAUCCGCUCCAUAAUGGUGCUGGCCGCGUACUUCGUGGCGCUAGGGCUCCUGAACGUGGCGGCCGCGGGCGUGCUGUUCAUGAUGGUGUUCUCCUCCCAACUGGCGCAUAGAAUGCUGUUCAGGAUAUUAUGGAGAGGAGGGCAGGGGCUGGCUGAGAGAGUCGCUGUUGGGCUACAGAAGGUGCCCAUGGUAGUGAGUGCAGCCCUCAUCACUCUAGCUCCUUUGUCUUGUGGUGCGGCCGCGCUAGUCGCCGGCGGCGCCUUCUAUGCAUUUAUGAUAUCCAAAAUGUACGAAGAAUACUUAGAAGACUAUUUCUACAAACUAGCUGCCAAAUACGCAUCACGCUUCUGCCGCGCGUUUAGAAAAAAUAAAAAGAAAGAUAAGACAGAAUCAGAUAACUCUCUCGUCCCGAAAACAGAAACAGAAUCAGUUGUCGUUAAACCAGAUGAUUCUGUUAGUACUACUUUAGUACAACGUAAAACUAAUGUAAAUGAAAAAGAUAAAAUAGAAGCUGAUAAAAUCGUGGUUAGUGACGAUAAAGAAAAAAAUGACGAAACAGAAGAAAAUAAAGAAGUAGCUUUAAUAACUAAUACAGAAGUAGAUAAUAAAGAAUCUAGUGACAAGAAUGAUAAAGAAAAGAACGAAUGUGACAACGAUGUCGAAGGUGACGGGGAAUUGUUGUUGAGUGAUAUAAAUUUUCAUAUGACGAUGUUCUUUCUGUGGGCGGUUGUGACUUUAGUUAACGUGCCUGCUUUGUUGACGUGGGCGAGAAAUUUCAAAUACAGCAUGGUGCUCAAGCCAGACAAUUCAAGGUUCCCUGGACUGAUUCUGUCUAUUUGCUCCACGUGCAUAUGGCAAAUGGAUGGACCGAGAAAAAACUUGAAAAACUACAAUUUCGUAGCAGGCGUAAUCUUCGUAGUGGCUGUAAUAGUGUUAACACUAGGACCACUAUCCCUAACCUACGUCAACUUCGGCGUAACAUUCGCCUUCGCACUCAUAACAGCACAACAGCUGUUCGACACAGAAGAAAUUGACGAAGACUCCCAAGCCAGCCAAGAUCCUUCCCAAGACCCCGAAGUUAGUGACCAGACCUCGAACGAAGACUCGGAUCAAGAAAAGUCAGAAAGUAAGGAAGAAGUUAGUGAGAGUGAAGAAAAAAACGAAUGUGAUCCUUGCAAUGAAAAUAGAAUAUACAACGUCUUUAAGAAUCUUAGAGAUAAAUUUAGUUUUAGUGAGGAAUGAAGCAACGAGACUGAAUGGGUACCUAUUUGGUCAAUGACGUCAUUAUAGUGCGUACACACCAAGCAAACGAACAUGACGAACAUUCACGCUGAGAUAAACUUUUAGAGAACGACAGCAAACGUUCGUUGGCAUUCGUUUGAUUAAUCGAAUUUGUAGUUCCCUCGAGAAUCUUGAGUUAUGGUAACACAAAGUUUAAUAAAAUGAUUUUACGGUUAUACUGACGUAUUUGCACGUCGUCGACACAAACAGAGGGGCCUACCGUGAACACCUAAGUUCGCAAAUUGCGGGCAUCUUUCUCUGUCACUUUAAUUACGCCUUAAUUGGAGAAGAAAGAUGCCCGCAGUUUGCGAACUUCAUUUCGUGGUUAUAACCCAGAUCUCAGUGCUUGCAAAUGAAGAGCUGUUCGAAAUAUAUUGCGAGUAGUGACUACAAAUAGACGACUAAAACCGUAAAAUUAUUAUUCGUUCCUUUGUUGUGUACGCAUUAUUGUUGAUUGAAUACAAAUCGGAAAUUUUGUGUGCUAGACUAAAUGUGAUGUAAUGUUAAAAUUCUGUGAGAAAUGGCAGCAAGCAAGUGCUUUAAAUAACAUCAUUUCUUUGAGAUUAUGUUCAAGUUUGCAAGAAAAAUUCAUUGUAGAAUUAAUUUGCAAAGUCCUCAAGGUGUGAGUCCCGUACAAACGUAAAUUUUCUAAGGAUUGUACGCAGUUUUUUUUUUCAUGGACACAAAUAUGCUCAAAAAAUUUGUCGUAAGGCGGGUCCACACGGAACGAGCCGCCUCACGAGGGAAUUGCCGCGCGAAGCAGCUCGGUCGGUGGAGACGUGCCUCGGCCGAGGCAUUGCGGAAGCCAGUGCGUUUGCUUCGCCCGAGGAAUGUUUAUACAGACCGCGUUGCUUCGCGCGGCAAUUUCCUCGCGAGGAGGCUCGUUCUGUGUGCAUCCGCCUAUUUAUGUAACGCGUGUGUGUACGGGACAGACCUGAGGAUUGCUAUAGAACUUUGUUAAAUAAAUAGUUGUAUGUAAGGUGAUAUUUAUACCACGAUUAUUUUACUGAGGUUGUUGAAAAUGACAAGUGUGACAACUAAAGUAUGUCUGAUGAAAAUGAGGGAUCCAAAGAAAUGUAGAUGUAAGAGGAAAACAAGAGUGAGGUAAUUAAUAUAUGUUUGCUAUAUCCUCCUAAGGCCCAAGGUCCUACCUAUAGUACUUAUUCAGUUCAAUGAAAUUUAAAUCAUAUUCAAUUGGAAUAGUCAUUUGUUUUGUUUCGUUCAAUUUUCAAUCUAAACCAAAAUCAACUCUAUUCCCUGCACUAUAGGUUCAAAUUACAGUGACAAAUUCUGGAUUUUUCAUUUGUACCUAUGGCUGGGCCUUAGGAGGAUAUAUGUAUGUUCGCAUAACAACUUUUAUUGUUGCAAUUUAAAGCAACCAGACGUCUCUUUUUGUUUUUAUAUGGUUUUUUUAUUAUUAUGUAUAUCCUGUAUUAUUUCUGCAAAGUAUUCAGUCGGUUUCCGCAUUAAUAAGAGUAAUUUAUAUGGCUGCGUUACCACCAGCGAUGUGCGAGGAUGCGUAGAGGAUAUAUAAAUGAAGUGAUUCUAUUGGUUCUUAACAAACAAAUCCCUCGCUACACAUCCUCGCACAUCUCUGGUAGAAACGCAGCCUUAAACAUGGCGGUUGUUAUAAAUGUAAUGUUUUGCUGUGUGAUUGGUGCAUUGGGAUAAACGAAUUUAGAUAAAAUCAUUGGUAUAUUAAUCAUUUUAAAUUGUUAUAUAAAUGUUGUAUUCGAAAGUUAAUAGUAGUACAUGAAACUAUACAUCUAAAGUACCUAUACAAAUUUUAUCCAUGUUUGAAUCUACUUGUUGAAGGAAUUUUACAUCAUAAAUGUAAUCAAAUUAAUGUUUAUUCCCAAUAAGCAGUACCAUAUUAUUAUCUAAAACUACAAUACAAAGUAGGUACAUAUCAUGUUUUAGCAUUAAAUACUUUUGAUGGAUAUGAGGCAAAUUCUACAUAUUUCUUUAACAGCUCAAGAUAUGACACAGCAAGGUUAUGACCACCCUUUUUCAAACUGGUGAGUUCCUGGUCAACUGUUAACCCUUUGACCGUCAAGAAUGCCCAUACACGCGCAAGGAAAACUUCAUCAUGGCCAAGAAGUGUAUACACAUCAAGAAACAUUAACACAUUCGCGGCCACGAAUACUAUAGCAGUCAUGUAGUUUUUUGUUUCCUUUGGCCUAUGACAUGACAUCACUAGGCGUCCACAAAUGUGUUAAGAAGUAUUAUUAUUGCUCUAGUCCUAGUUUACUAGUAAGCUUUUAUAUAGAUUUUUAAUGAAUAUUGGUGGUUUGUGUGUAACAUAUGGGUCACAUUUUCCAGGAUCGAACUAAGCAGUCAAAGGGUUUAACUGUACCAAUUACUAUUUAUUUUUACUGUACUAAUUACUAUUUGUAAUGUAAAAGGAUAAAGAACUUUGGUUAUAGCAAUGUCUUGCCAUCAUUUUAUAUAUAAGCUGUAUAAAAACUGUUUGUUAUUUUUUUACAAUAUUACUUUUAAUAAAACAUGGAAUCCCUACGAAUGAUUAAUACAGAAGUAAAUAAAUAAUUGAAAUUGCUCACUAGUGA